AUGGUCGGAAUCAGCAACAAGGAAGCACCUCUCCGUCUGCUCUCUCUCGACGGCGGAGGCGUAACUGCCCUCAGCGAGCUAUUUAUCCUCAAAGAGACCAUGCUCCAGAUCCAACGCCAGAACAACCUCCGAGUCACUCCCAAACCAUGCGAAUUCUUCGACAUGAUCGGAGGUUCUGGCACUGGAGGUCUCUUCGCUAUCAUGCUCGGCCGUCUGCACAUGUCUAUCGAUGAUACCGUGGAGGAGUAUCGACAGCUCGCCAUCGCUGUCUUCUCUAACAAAAAGUCUAUAACUAGUGAGGGUGCUUAUAAGGCAAGCACCUUUGAGAAGAUGAUUCAGUCCAUGGUGCAGAAGUACGGGAGGGAUUCCAACAAGACACUUUUUGACCCACAUAAUGAGUCGCCCUGCAAAGUAUUCGUCUGCUGCCGCAGCACAAUGGCAAUGAACACUGCCAAGCUCCUCCGUUCUUAUUCCAGCUACACCAUAGAAGACGCCCCAAACGCAACAGUGUGGGAAGCUGCUCGCGCAACAACCGCAACCCCCGGCAUCUUCAAGCGCAUCCGUGUGAAGACUCUCGCCGGACACGACGAGCUCAUCGACGGCAGCAUGGGCUCCAAGAACCCAGCCAUGAUUUUGAUAACCGAAGCAGCCGCCGCUUUCGGUCUUGACCGUGCAGUUUCAUGCAUUAUGAGUAUGGGAUCAGGCCCCCAACAUAUCAUCAACCUCAGAUCUAAGGGCUUCCUUCAGCGAUUGAUUCCGACGCAGCUCGUUUCGGCCGUGAAGAACAUGGCGUAUGAUGCGGAGCAGACCGCACGGGACUUGGAUUACAAGUUCAAGAGGUUCGGUGAUCUUUACUUCCGGUUUAAUACCCAGACUGGACUUGACAAGAUUGACUCCGAUGAUUGGAAGAGGAUGGGAGACGUUAAGUCCUUGACAUUGGGGUAUCUGGAUAGCCCGAGUGUUGCAAAGGAUGUGGUGCGGGUUGCGUCUGUUUUGAAGACAGACUCGGUUGGAAAGGCUCCGAUUUCGAGACUGGUUUGA
This is a messenger RNA of Aspergillus glaucus CBS 516.65, 1041 nucleotides long. RefSeq lists its product as uncharacterized. Gene Ontology annotation, cellular component: membrane. The transcript has 3 exons. The coding region runs from base 1 to 1041 and encodes 346 amino acids. The record is from RefSeq and is a predicted model, not a curated record. Gene Ontology annotation, biological process: arachidonate metabolic process. NCBI's taxonomy places the organism in Eukaryota, Fungi, Ascomycota, Eurotiomycetes, Eurotiales, Aspergillaceae.